Gordionus sp. m RMFG-2023 is the source of this 4194-nucleotide messenger RNA. Its product is annotated as dipeptidyl peptidase 9-like. The transcript has 20 exons. Gene Ontology annotation, biological process: proteolysis. Gene Ontology annotation, molecular function: dipeptidyl-peptidase activity; serine-type peptidase activity. Bases 101 to 3760 code for a protein of 1219 amino acids. The record is from RefSeq and is a predicted model, not a curated record. Lineage: Eukaryota; Metazoa; Nematomorpha; Gordioida; Chordodea; Parachordodidae.
AUAUUUCAAGGCUUCGCUAGUAUUUUUAUUAUUAAGAAUAGCCUUUGAAUUAUAUUCAUAUAUUAUAUUUUAAGCAUUUCCUUCUAAAUUUUGAUGCAAUAUGAUUGAUAAUACUUGUAAAAACAAUGACUCAAAGCAAAAUGGAGAAACAGUUCAAAAUCAACAACUCCCCAAUAAUUUGCUUUUGGUCACAUCUUCAAAUAUUCCUCUAUCCUCUUCCCCAUUUAUAUCACAAAAUGGGCAUCUGCAAAAGCCUUCAUUUAAUAUAUUUGAAAAUAAGCACUCAAUAAUGACAAAUGAAGAACUUAAUCCACCACUAGAUCCUCAAAGUAUGACAAGGAAAGAUCUGACUAAAAUAUACGAAAGGCUCAAAUUAUCCCAGUAUGAACUUAACAAAGGAUGCCCCCUAACCACCAAAUUUGAAUUUUAUCCCAUGAGAAUUGAUGAUAAAAACAAUAUCACAGCUUAUAAAAUCUUCUAUUUGGCACCUUUAAAUACCUGUGGCAAUAAUUUUGAACAUACCAACAAUAGUUUAAGCCUAAAUUCCAAGCUCAAUGUAGUUACCAUCUUAUAUUCUGAGAUUCAAAUACCUACAUUUAGUGAUAAUUAUGUUGUUAGUGCAAAAAUAUAUCAUCAGGAUGCCAAUGAUUCUACAAUAAUUUUUGGUAGAAUGGAUAAAGAAAGCAAUGAUCUCACAAAUUUAAUAAAGAUAAAUAAUAAUGAUAAUUAUACUAACACAAAAAGUCAAAAUAUGUUUACAACAAUUAAUAGAUGCCCACGUUUUCCACUUUUAUCUACUGAAGUGUAUGAUGCUAAAAUCAGUCAAAAAUAUAUAUUUUAUGAUAAGAUGGUCAAAAACUAUUUCUUUUCCCAAAUAGUUAACAAUAAUCUUGACAAGGCUUCCUCAUCACUUAGUAAAGAAGAAAUUCUCUUGAGGGAACGCAAAAGAUUGCCAUCUUUAGAUCAAAAUCAAUCUUCAUCCUCCGCAACUCAGAGUGAUUUAUCACCCAACUUAACCUCUAUCACUGAUUUUGAGUACCUUUCCUCUACAAUUUUUACCAAGCAGAGUGCACAAAAUUGUAACCUGAAUUUUAAUGAAGGUUUAAAUCGGGCCAGAGUGGAUGAUUGUGGAUUACUCUUUUCCCUACAUUCUCAAAUAUUCACAGUUCCUGUCCAGGCACUGGGCUCUAGUCAUGAUAUGGGAACAUGCCCAACACCCUUGAACCUAAGUCAAACCACUCACCCAUAUGAUCUCAAGAUAUGUCCUGACGAUGCGGGCCUAUUGGCUUUUGUCAGCGAAAGAAAUUUAUUCGUCUUUGACACCAGAUCUUCCCAAUUUUUGCGUCUGACUUCCAGUCGAGAUAAAGACAUAAUGUGUGGGGUACCAUCUUUCGUGAUUCAAGAGGAAUUCGAUCGAUUCACCGGGUAUUAUUGGAAACCUACCAGACAACUCGUUAAUUACUCCAAUCAAAAUUCCGAAAAUAGAAUUUUCAAGUAUACGAUUUUAUACGAAGAAAAUGACGAAAGACUCGUGGAUACUCUCAAAAUUCCUACUGAUUUAUGCGAAAAUCUUGUCAAAAUGGAGGAACAAAAAUUCCCUAGACCCGGUUCAAUCAAUUCUAAAUCCGUCGUCAAGAUGGUAGAAUUUAUUCACGAUUCCUAUAGCUUCAAAUUUUUGCCCUUUCCAACUGUGAAUCUCGAACAUGAAAAUGUCGAUCAAAAUUUUGUAAUAAACUCGAUGCCGUCUUUCCAGUAUGACGAUCAUUUUAGAGAAGUUCUGGAUCUUGAGUACUUGGUUAGAUUCGGUUGGGUUCUGGAUACCAAUAUGAUAUGGUUACAGGGACUCAAUAGGGAACAAAGUACUUUGAAAACCUUCGUAAUAUCAACCGAUUCAUUUGUCAAAACCGGUGAUUCUCGGCAGAAUUUGAGCGGUUUAAACAAGGAUAAUAUUUGCGUUUACCCGCUAUAUCUCGAAACUAGUCAAUAUUGGAUCAACGUGAGCAAUAUACUGCAUUUCUUGGACCAGGGCGAUUCUCCUAAUAUUUCCGACCCAAUCAUCUCAUUUUUGAUUCUAAGCGAGGAAUCGGGCUUUAGGCAUCUUUAUAGAAUCGAAGCUCACGUCACGAACGCUUUUAAUACCAGCGGGCAUGUUUUCGCUCCCGAAAUCGCGUCAAAAAUUCAAUUAACUCACGGAGAAUGGAGUGUAGGUGGCGAUAAAAUUUGGGUGAACGAGAAGAAAGGAUUGCUACAUUUUAUGGCGAAUAAGGAUGGUCCUUUGGAAAAACACUUGUACGUUACAUCUUACUCAUGUCCAACAGAAUCGUACAGACUCACCAAGCUUGGUUGUUCCCAUAAUAUUCACAUGGAUAAAAAUUGCAAAAUAUUUGUGGAUUGUUUUAGCAACGCGGAGACUCCCACACAUAUAAACGUUUAUGAUAUCCACGACGCUGAAACCGGGAGUUUGGACCGGCUAGAAGUUUCCCUCAUAGCCGUCCUACAUCGCCCCGAUGAUUAUAAUAUUAAAAGGUACGCCCUUCCUCCUCCUCAAUUCUUUACCUUCCCGGUCAAACAUGAUAUCAUAAAUUACCAAAAUUUGGGCUUAUCAUUAAACAACGUGAUCACCAAAACUAGAAACGAUGAUGAUGAUGCUGAUAGUAAAAAAACUACGAUGUUGCAUGGCAUGAUAUUCAAGCCUUUUCGAAUUGAAAUAGAACCUAAUUUGAGUAAUUUGGCAAGCAUGGCAACUGAUAUAGCCAACUUCGAAAAGGAACUGCGUCACGAAUAUUGCUAUGAUGACGAAGAGAAUCUAGGCCACAAUAUCCGAAAUGCGGAUCACGGCUUGGCCUAUAAUGAUGGACCUGGUUGUGAAAUGGGUCAUUUGGAUCCUCAAAUGAGCGAAACUAACGGGUUAGGCAGCGAUUCGCUUACAGACACCAUUAAAAAUGACGGCUCGGGUCGGUCCAAAAACGGUCGGUUAGAACCUCGCGCCAUAAGUCCUAUUAAAACGGUCUUUAACACUAAUGGUCAUUUUAUUGAUCCGCAAGAAAGUUUACCGAUGGAAAAAGUUAACGAAAAGACUAAAAAGAAACCCACUCUGUUAUACCUAUAUGGCGGACCUCACGUUCAACAAGUCACCAAUACUUACAAAGGAAAUUUUUAUCUCAGAUUGUACAAUCUCAACGCCUUGGGUUUUACUUGCGUGGUUAUUGACAAUAGGGGAAGUUUUAAUAGGGGUAUAGCUUUCGAAGGAUUCAUCAAACAUAAAAUGGGUACUAUAGAAUUAGACGACCAAAUAGAGGGCCUCAAAUACAUCUCCGAAAAAACUGGUUUGAUUGAUAUGGAUCGAGUAGCCAUACAUGGCUGGUCUUACGGCGGAUACUUAUCUCUUAUGGGCCUAAUAACCAAACUCCAUUCCUUCAAAAUGGCUAUAUCAGGAGCUCCGGUUACUACCUGGUCUCAAUACGAUACUGGUUACACGGAGAGAUACAUGGGAGUUUUGACUGGAAGAUUUCCUAAUUCGAACAUCGUUGAAAAGGCUCAUUUAUUUCCGGACGAAGAAAACAGAUUGUUGUUAAUCCACGGACUGAUGGAUGAAAAUGUUCAUUUCCACAAUACCGCACUAUUGAUCCAGGAAUUGAUAAAGCACAACAAACCUUACAGACUAUUGAUUUAUCCUAAUGAAAGACAUGGAUUAAGAAAUUAUGACUCUUGCAAACAUUUCGAAAUAUCAUUUUUCAAAUUUUUAUGCGAUUAUCUCUAAAAUUUCAAUUUAAAAUAUUAUUUUAUAUUUUAAAAAAUUGUUAAAAAUUUAUCCCAAAACUUAAUAUGACUUUUAACAAUUUAAAAAAAUAUCAAUAAUUUUCUUGUAAAUUAAGUUUAUCGCGCGAUAUGGGAUUCUACCUUCAAUUUUAGUCAUGUUCAGUAUCAAAAUCCUAUCAGCAAAGGUUUUCCCCUAACCCAUUUACCUUAAAUACCAUAUUACAAAAAUUAAUUUUAUACAGUUUUUAUCAUCAAGUCACGAUGUUUCAAAAUACAUGAUAUUUGACUAGGAACUUUUAAAUUGCAAUUAUUUAUCAAAGUUUAGUCUUAAUUGCAUCUUUUUUAGACUUCUAAUAAGUCUUUGGAAUGUUAUGUAUAUUUUAUUAUAAUAUUGUAAUAUUUUAUAUGAUUAUUUUUAACCAUUUUCUGUAUAAA